Molecule: messenger RNA, 9378 nt
Organism: Seminavis robusta
Lineage: Eukaryota; Bacillariophyta; Bacillariophyceae; Naviculales; Naviculaceae
Source: the annotation of a GenBank genome assembly
AUGAGCAUAGCAAGUAUUGGUACAGACGACGAUGACAGCCUGUCGAGCCUUCCUCGAGAGACAACUAGUACUAUGAAUACUAGUACUAUUAUGAAUACUAGUAUGGAUGGUACCAGUAUGAGGAACUCGUCCUCUCGACGAGAGAGCACGCAAUUGCUGCUGGAAGAAGCAGGUGCCGCUGCCAUUGCCGCCGCCGAGAACAAUCAGGACACGGACAGUAUCUUGUCGGAAGAAGAAGAAGGCCACGAGAGUACUAGUAGUUUCCAAGUGCAUAAUCAUCCUCCUGCUCCUCCCAAUAUUGAAGACUUUCGAAGAAUGUCGGCAGCCACGUUUCAUUUCAUGCAAGAAGCGUCCAUCGAACGGACGCUCGGCUUGCCGCCGCGACAAGACUUGUUGUUGUUGUCGUCCUUGUCCGCCAGUACUCGUAUUACCGGUAGUAGUGAACGUGAACGUGAACAGCAAGAAAUGGAACCAACAACAGAAGAAGAAGAAGAAGAAGAGAACCACGACGACAGUUUGACCGAAAGCAAACAGUCUUGGGAUGGUGUCUUGGUGGGAAGAAUGGAAACUCAAUCAUCCGAGACAUCCUCAGUGGCAGCAGAUGGCAUUGGCAUUCCCUGCAGUAGUAUGGAAGAAAGCUUUAGUGAACGAGGACUCUUUCAUGCAUUUUCAGCAUCAGAUACCACCAACCGACAAACUACCAGUAAUACCGGUAGUGUCAGUGUCAUCAUUGACCUUAUCAAUGACGAUAUCUCGGUAGACAGUGCACCCAGUCUCGGAUCCACUGCCUCUGCUACAUCUACUACUGGUAGUAAUAACCCCACCAUCCCACAUGUACAUGUACAACAACAAUCCACAUCAUCAUCUACUACCGGUACAGUGCAAAGCAACAUGGACAUUCUGUUUUCCCUCGACGUCAUUGACGAACAAGACAAAGCCGCCAUACAACAUCUCCAACAACAACAACAACAAACAACAAACAAAUCAUCAUCAACAAUCAUAGACCAAGAUACACUCCUCCUAUACCACAUAUUCUCCGACUUUUCGAAACCCUCCAUAUCCAUUCACAUGGUGCAACAAAUACUACUACUACAUGUCGAAGAAGUCGAACUGCCCAAAGAUAUCAUUGUCAAUGUCGUCCCAAAGUCCAAGGUACUUUCCAUCAUUUUGUGUCGGCACCAUCCAGUCCUACUCAAAACGACAAAACCAUUCUUGUUGGCAUUCUUUCGAAUACUCAUUCGACUUGUCACCAACGAAAAUGACCAACAAUACAAUGAACGAUCCUUGAUCACUUGCAACUGGAAACAACCACCACAAGAACAAAAUAAUCAAGACGAUGGGCGACUCAAAACAGCAUCCCCGCUCAUGGGGGCAACGGGGCAAAACAACAUGGGGGAACGAAGAACAUUCGGGAUGAUGAUGGAUGGGGGGCGAGACUACAAAUCCAGGAGGGACGUACAGAUAUUAUAUUCCAUGGUGCGAUUACAACAGUGUGGUUGUUUUCUUGGAGGAAACAACACUAGCAGCAGCAGCAGUGACAAAUAUUAUGCCGCCAGAAAACUACUCCGACUCUUUGAUUAUAUUUCAAAGAGUCGUCGAAAGCAGCCAUCAUACAGGCACUUUUACUUGCUGGCUCCACUGGCAAGAUUGAUUGGACUCGUCUGCUCUGCUGGAGUCUCGGAACGAGUCUUGCGGAAAAUGAUUUCUUUGGCAUCCACGGCAUACCCACCCGUAGCACGGUUGCUCCUGGUGCGGGCGCUACAUGCCGCCACCGAAGGAGCAUCACGUAGUAUAUUCUUCAUGGGGAAAGCAUCCAUUAGCAACUUCUUCUCCUUUGGGGGCGGAAAAGGGCUCAGCAGAACCAUCAGUGGGCUAUCGUCAUGGCCUUUUCGAAAUGACUUUGCCAUGGCCAUUUGGUUUCGAGCCGAAACGUUUAUUGUUGGCAACAACAACAACAACCAAGAGGGAAAAUCCGACCAUCCCGCCUUGCUCAGUGUAUUGGCGGAAGAUGGCGGCGGAAUUGAAAUAUCCAUGAUGUCACUGGACGACGACAACAACAACAACAACAAUAACAACAACAACAAUAAACCAAGCAAUAAUAAUGGUGAAACGUCCACGUCGGCGGCGGUUCUCGUGGUAUCCAUCUAUGACUCGGACCCCAACGGAAUGGAGCAAGUCGAAGUCCAACGCCUAAGAGUACCCGGAUGCAUCUUGUUGCCAAGAGUAUGGUACCAUGUGGCAGUGCGGCACACCAGAUCCCGAAUGAAAGGAGUCUUUUCGCUUUCCACACGACAACAAGUCUCCAUCAUGCUCGAUGGAAAAAUUAUGCUUACCGAACCGCUCAGUUUCCCAAGAGUCUCCGAUGAAGACUUUCACAGUGACAACAAGGCAGCGGCCUUUCUGCAAAAAGCUGUGCGACGAUCCAUAAGUCGGUCUGGGCUCUCCUUGACAGUGGCACUGGGGCGAACCUUUGAAGGACAAACAGGUGCGCUGUACUUGUUCCACGAAAACGUUUCGGAUGCCACAUUGCGCGCACUCUAUGAUAUCAGUGCGGGGACUGCGGGAACAGUUGUGAAGAAAGCAACCGGCCGCGCCACAGGCUGGGAUUCACGUCGCGGUGAUAUUGUGAGAAAGUCAAAACUCCUGGAUGUCUCGAAUAUUAAACGAGAUGACGCAGAGGAAAUCGUCGUGAGCCAACGCCGUCAUUCCACCGGAGAUCUUGUGCUGGACUGGGUGCCCGCCACCAGCGGAUCCGUGGCUGUGAUGGACUUGGGCGAAAGCGAAGACCAAGAAUUCAAUCUGGAACUACCGACUGAUCUUUCAAGAGCUGCCUUCUCGUCAAAGCUCUUUCUCGUGUGGGACCCUAGCCGAGCAAUUGCCAACAUGGCAAUCGAAUUGCACAUUGGGGCCCAUGUGAAAACCACGGACGGGGGUGUUCAAACGUGGCAAGUCGAUGGUGCUCAAGACGCUAUCAGUAGCAUUGGCGGGGUACAAGCUUUGAUACCUCUUUUCCAGUCCUUGCUGUGCGGAGAGAUCGAGAAUGCGUGGAUUCAUGGGGAGGAGGACGACGAUACGUCUGCUCUGGGAACCUUCAGUAGUGAGGGCUUAUGGUCAAUGAUUCCAGAUCUUUUGUGCCUCGUUGCCAGCUUUGUUGAAGACCACGGUGAAAAUGCUCGAGAGCUGCUGCGAUGCGGAGGGAUUGACGUCAUGGAGAACUGUAUUCUGACAAGCAGAAGAAUUGCUAUCGGCAGACCACAACAACAAGCAAUGUCAUUAUUUGGUCCGUUGACAGCGUAUCCAAAGUUGUCUCAUCUUCUGGCAGAAUCACUUUUCAAAUUACAAUCAGGCUGUGCGCACUACCUGGGUUUGGAGGGGAAGUCUUUCUCUCGCCUCUUGUUCAAUACGCCACUUUGGUUUAGCAAUGGUGACAAGAAUUUGUCAGUUUGCCUGGACAUCGCGCUCCUCCCUGUCCUCUCGUCCAUAGCAAGAACGAAUCCGGACAAAGUCAGAGAUUGCAUUGGAAUCAAAGAUCUGGUUUUCUUGAUCAAAACCUACAUCAUGACCGGAGAUGGGACCAAUAAGGCAGACCACAACGCUCACCAACAGGACAGUUUCAACAUUAGUGAAAGGCAUCAUGUCUGCGACGUUUUGUUUGGUAUUGUCUUCGAAGUUCUUGGUUCGGAAACUGUCCCUCGCGACCUCUCGCCGUUUUUGAAUUUGCUGUCUUUCUGCCUGGACUCUGAAUGGGACGAAUCGUCGCAGGAGCUUGGCGAGAAAAGCUACAUCAAUAGAACGGGAAUCAGGCAGGAGCGGUACAAUGUUGCCGUGAAGGGUUGCUCUGUUCUCCUUCUGUUGCUCCAGAUUAAACCAGUGGUACCGAACCUGUUUGAAAGCUUCGCGCACUGUUGUGGCAGCGUCGAAGCAGCAGCGGGGUGGAUUUUGUGUGCUGUCGUCAACAGCUUUGAUGAUACCUUGAGAGCCUUGGGUGUACGAUGCAUCGUUGCGUUUCUGGAGCAAACUGCAAAGACGCCAGACGCGCCGUUGACAGUUGGGUUGGUGCCGGAGCCUGAAAAUGGCCCAGCAAGUGAAGUGGCAAAGAUAUCCAAUCGCAGGAUUCAGACGAUAAUCUCGGUUGGCAAAGGUCUCGCUGGAAUGGGGCCGGGAGUACGAUCUAUCGUGGUGCCGCCGUCUAGAUUGACUGCACGGGUCACCUACAAGUUACUGUGGCAUCUACAUAGAGGACACCGGUCAAGGAUUGGAGAGAAGACAUAUUCAGCGUUGAUUCAUCUUAUUGCUGAAUCCGGUGGCAGUUCUAUGUCGUCGCUCACCUCCAAAGCGUUUGCAAUGGAUAAAUUUGUGGUCCCCGAUGAUGUUCUAAUUGGAGGAUACCGUAUGAGCCAAGACUUCACCUCUCUGCUGGUUGAACAAUCAUCUUUCUCGACGACUGGCAGAUCGUUGCGUGAUGGACUUGGAAUUAGUACAGUUGUGCGACUUCUUCAAUACCUUUCCAGUGAAAUGAAGGAUCGUCUUCUUGCAGAGUUUCUGAAGGCAUCUAACCAAGAUAUUGCAAGCGUGGCGACACUUUCCGCUUUGCCCGACUGGCAACCUUGCAUAUUUCUUCUGAUUUCUGAAACUCUGGAAAAAUUAAGCGCAAGCCGCCAGAAGGAAGGCGGUGGCGACGAAUGUUACCCAAACGACAUUGACCCUGUCACGGAGCACGAGACUGCUGCUACCUCUCACAUAAUUGAGAACUCCGCCACUGUUGAGCAACGUCUUGAUCUGUGCCUUGACCUUUACGCAUCUUUGUUGGGGCACAGUGUCAGAGAAGGGGGCGACAAGGCAUUGCACGCAGUUGAAGAGGCCGCAUCUCUCCAGCGUGUUUGUCUGAAUGGGCACGAUGUUUUCUGUUUGAUUCUCAGCCGUUUGGUAGCCGAUCUGGGAGCACGAGGAACCAUUCUGCAGAAAGGUCGGGCAUUGACAGGAGAAGAAGAUCUGUUGAAACGAAGUGCUCGACUCGUUACCGAUGCCAUUCUGUCAAGCGGGACCGAGGGCUUGGACAUGAAAUCUGCUGUUCGGUGUUGGCGUUCGUUGAGGCACCUUGCCGCAAUCACCGUUUCUGUCAUUACCAAGAGCGGCUUUGGCGUUGCCGAGCUCUUUGACUACUGCAACCUAGAGGCUUCGGCCAUUGAUCGGAUUUCAGGAGGAUUGAAUGGAAUACGCCUUCCGGAUACUGGACUUCCGGCUAUCACAGCACAGGAAUAUCGCAUUUUGGUGGAAGAGACCGGACUCAACAAAAAGGAUGCAACAAACGGUGUAGAGAUCAAACGUCGGGUUUCCCUGACUCUUGCCUCACAAAUUCUUUCUCUUUUGGAUGCAUUCAUGUUUCCCGAUUCCUUAGAUGCGUCGCUUCCUCAGUCACAGCUGCAUGGGCUCGACUUGGUCCGCAACUGUGAACCAAGGCUUGCUGCACAAGGUCCGGUGAUUUCAUCGACAAUUCGGCUGUCUCUUUUGCUUCUGGCCCAUUUGGAACCCUGCGGGAUGAAGCUGCUGCAAUGCUCCAGCCGUCUGCGUUGCCUAUUGCACUGGGCGCUCGAGCUGAUACGGGAGGCGACUGCACUGGAAGGUUAUUCAGCAGCCUUUCACAAACUCACGGCUCCACUUGACAGGCUUGUCUUGGCCAUAGUUCUACAAUCUCAUCGCACACUCUGCCGCUGCUCGACAUUGCUUGCUGAAGUUGAAAGAAACCCAGAAAAAUAUUUCAAAAACAAGGAAUCCCAAAAGAAGUACUACCGGCGAAUAUUGAGGGUUGCUCUGGAGCUGAGAGACAUUGUUUCCAUGGCAUUUCGGGGACGAAAUGAAGUGUUACGAGCUUCUCUAACGACGUCAGCAUAUGAUGCCCUUCGAGCCAGUCUAGAGUCACCAAGUGCUUCGAAUAGAAACGUGUCCAAGGAGAUGUUGAUGCGUUCUUUUCUUUUGAUGGACUGGGUUGUUAGAUUUCAAGAUGUUGUUGUGUGUGGAAAGUAUGCAAUUCCGGAGCAGAUCGAUCUUGGAGCAGGUAUACAGACUUCAAGGGAAACACCGCAAGGAAUGCUUGCAAUCCAGGAGCUCUACGAUGAAUCCAGCGCAAUCGUUGAUGAUUUCGAGAAGGCACUGAACGGCUCUUUUGAAAAAUACUUGCAAGCACAAAAGAAGUGGGCGGAAACAUCGCAUGUUAGGGAUUUAGAAUAUCAGGGCGAUGAAGCUGUAAAGCGUCUAGCAUCAAACCAUCAAGCGGACUUGACAGAGAACACCAGAGCCGUGAACAUUCGAAGCCAUGGGGCCAACUCCAGGUGGAAAGGUAUUCAGCGGAAAGUUGCGGAGCCUUGGAACGGUGGCAUGCAUUGGAAGCUUGCGAAACACACCGAUCGUCUUGGGCAGCGAGUGUUGCUCGUGAGGAACCGCACUUUUGACAAUCACGAAGAAGCUAGCUAUGAUCUCAUGCUGGGAAAGGAACGAGAGAAAGAGGAAAAGGCGAGGGAGGCUCGUUUACGCCAAAAAGAAGAAUUAGCAGAGGUUAUGCGGCGAAACACAGAAGCAAUCGUACCAUAUGAUGCUGCAGGUUUGUCAUGCACUGAUGAUGAAUCGGGCAAUGUCAAUGACAGUGAUACAGAAUCUUCAAUUGACUUUACUGAACCCUCGGAAGAAGAGGGCGAAGACAUCGAGCUGAUUCCAGGAACAAGAACUGUUGGUGGUGCAACUCCAGAGGAAGAGUGGGACAAGAUAGAAGCAGAGGAUCUCGAGGACGAUGGAUGGGCAAGGGCGUUCAUUUGGUCCGAUUUCGAGUCUGUUGUGGCUCGAUUUGAAUCUGUCACCAUUGUCACCCUCCAGUCAUUGAUCGAAGGCAAGCUCUUGCUUACUACACAUGGGCUGUACUUUCGUCAGAUCGGGGAGGAAAUAAGUGUCAUGUCAAAAGAAGCGACCUCCAACAGCGACACUACUCGGACUGCAUCGACUUCUGAAGGGAAUGAUCGUCGAUGGCGUUUGAGCCGCCUGACUGAGAUUCUGGGGAGACGCUACAUGCUGCGAGCGCAAGCUCUUGAGUUAUUCUUCAGUGACAGCCACGAACUGUUCCUCAAUUUUGCAGGAGGGACGAAGGAACGAGACCGGUUCCACGCCAAGUUGCGAAAUAGCUGCAAGGUGCCAAUGCUUAGGUCUCCCAAGAGUCUCAACCCCCGCACUGUGUUUAAGCGAUCAAGGCUCUCGGAAUUGUGGAAGCGGAGAAAAAUCACAAACUUUGAGUAUCUGAUGGAGUUGAACAAAAUGGCUGGUCGCACGUUCAACGACAUCAUGCAGUAUCCCGUGUUUCCUUGGAUCUUAUCUGACUACGAGAGUGACACUAUAGAUUUGAAUGAUUCAAGGGUCUAUCGCGAUCUGACAAAGCCAAUUGGGGCAUUGAAUCCAAAUCGACUCGCGCAGCUGCUUGAGCGAUACAAUGAAUUUGCAGAUUUUGGUUUCCCCGAACAAGAGCGAUUUCUAUAUGGAAGCCACUACUCCUCUCCUGGGGUUGUGCUUCACUACCUCAUCAGGCAAGAGCCAUUCACAACCAUGGCAAUUGAGCUUCAAUCAGGGCGAUUUGAUUGCCCUGAUCGAUUGUUCUUUGAUAUUGCCGAGAGCUGGAAAAGUUGCAACACCCUGUCGUCUGACAUGAAAGAGCUCAUUCCUGAGUUCUUUACUUUGCCGGAGAUGUUUCUGAACACCAACAACUUCCCACUUGGUAGCACUCAAAGUGGUCAUCCAAUCGACAAUCUCCGAUUGCCUCCUUGGGCCAAAGGAUCUCCUUAUGAGUUUGUUCGCAUUCAUCGAAUGGCCCUUGAAUCCGAGUUUGUGUCUCAGAACCUCAAUCACUGGAUCGAUCUCAUUUUUGGAUAUAAACAACGGGGACCGGCAGCAGAAGCUGCACAUAACGUUUUCCAUUACCUCAGCUAUGAAGGGGCGGUGGAUCUCGAUAAAAUUGCCAACGAAGUGGACAGGGCAGCAGCCGAAAGCCAGAUCCAGAAUUUUGGACAAACUCCAAGCCAGGUCCUUGUAAAAGAGGCACAUCCGAGUCGAGGAAACCCAGAAGAGUGCUGGAAACCCCUUAUACACCAUUUCUCUGUAGCAAAGCGUCUUCGGUGUUACACACCCUCCAAGCAAUUCGCAGCCAAGAAGAACGCUCAGGCCCAGCGAAGUGCAGUGGCUAAGAUCCACGUGUUUUCAGAUCUGGUUGCUGUGAUCUACGACGAUUUCACAGUGGGAACCUACAAGUGGGCGCCCACGAACAAGCAUUCGCGACUAAAGCCAGAAAAAUUGCGUCACUUGUCAAGGCCUGAAUUGAGUCGAUCUCGUUCAGUGAUCAAACGAGGUACUGUUUUGCCUCCGUCUUCUGCCACGGAGAUUGGUAAUUGGUCCUUUGUAUUUACAGUGGGUGGGAGUGCCAAAGAGGAACUCAAACGAAAGGCAACUGUUGCAUCCUCUCGACUAAUUGCUACCAAGACAGAAACACUGAGUGCCGCUGAAGCUUCAGGUUACAUUUUGGGUUGCAGCUUUUGGGACAAUGAAAUCAAACUUUACAGCAGCGCAGGGUGCAAACUGCUUUGCGGAGAUAACGGAGGUCAUCGUGGUGCUGUGCGUUGUUUGGCGAUGAGCGAUGACGGUGGUCUCAUGGUAUCUGGUGGACAAGACGCUACCUGCCGAAUCUGGGUUGUAGACCACCCGGACAUGGCAAUUGCCUUGUCGGAUGGAUAUGUGCAGACAGCUUUGGGGAGUCGCAACGAUGGAGAUCAGCUCCUCAGCUGUUGCCGUGUGCUUUGGGGGCACGAAACUGCCAUUUCUUGCCUGGAUCUGUCCUCUGAUCUGGAUGUAGUCGUCAGCGGUGAUAUUGGUGGGAUCAUCUGUGUGCAUACAUUGAGACUUGGCGAGUACAUCCGAUCAUUUCGCCCGCCACCACUUGGUGGUUCCAAGCCAUCUGGAGUAUCGAAAAUUGCCCUUUACAAGUACGGGAGACUUGUUGUUCACAUGGAUGACGGGGGGCUUCACACCUACACGAUAAAUGGGGUACGCCUUGCUACAGUGGAUGCUGGGGAGAAGCUCAACGAAAUGACUAUCUGCGGUGGUGGCGAAAUUGUUGUGACCGGUGGUGCCAAAUGUCACGUGCUGAUCCGAAGUGUAGUCAACUUGGAGAUUUUGUCAAUGCUGGAUUUGAGUCGGCACGGCCCAAUCCGUUGUAUAUCACUGACUCCGGAAGACCUGAAUCCGGCGCCUCAGGUGAUUUUCAUUGGCAGUGACGAUGGCAUGGUGACGAUUGUGGACGAGGACCCCAGUUAUUCUGGAGCUGAUACCACAGAGGCACAGUCGUUUUGA